Molecule: messenger RNA, 3831 nt
Organism: Chanos chanos (milkfish)
Lineage: Eukaryota; Metazoa; Chordata; Actinopteri; Gonorynchiformes; Chanidae
Product: mucin-2-like
Exons: 27
Coding region: 1-3831 (1276 amino acids)
Cellular component (GO): extracellular matrix
Molecular function (GO): protein binding
Source: RefSeq, a predicted model, not a curated record
AUGAAGUGGGCAACACCUUUGCUAUUUGCGCUGGUCCUCGCACUAACCUGGGCUCUCCAUGCAAACACCAUGAGAGCUCGUAGCACAAACCAUGUGAAAAGUAUCUGUAGCACAUGGGGUAACUGGCACUUCAAAACAUUCGACGGAGACGUGUUUCAGUUCCCUGGCUCCUGUGAAUAUAACCUGGCCUCGGACUGCCAGGGUCCUGUUCCGGAAUUCUCCAUUCACGUGUGGAAGAGUAAGACCCUUGCAGGGCUUGAAAUCCAAGAACUGAUGGUCACCUUCGGUGGCACUAUUGUUGAACUCAACAGGACUGCAGUUAAGGUCGACGGGAAACCGGUAACCCUGCCCUACCAUGUCCUCUGGGUUCUGCUGGAAGAGAACUCCGUCUAUAUCAAAAUCUACUCCAAACAGGGCAUCACAGUUAUGUGGAAUAGAGACGAUGCUGUUAUGGUGGAGCUGGACUCCAAGUAUGCCAACCGGACUUGUGGACUUUGUGGGGACUUUAACGGCCUUCAGAUCUACAAUGAGUUCAUUCACGGAUACAUGAAGAUGAGUGCUAUUGAAUACGGUAACAAGCAGAAGAUCCAUAAUCCAUAUUUGGAGUGUGAGGAUCCAAACGAGGAAGAUGACAUAGGCUCACAACAACUCAGUUUAUGUCAGGGCCACCAUGCCAGCUGUGCUGAUCUUCUGCUCUCUGAUGACUGGGCAUCCUGCACAGCCAUCCUGAACCCUGAUCCCUACAUACAAGCCUGUACCCUGGACAAAUGCCGCUCUCCCCCUGGUGACACCUCGGACAACUCACUCAUCUGUGCCACCCUGUCAGAAUAUUCUCGCCAGUGUUCCCACGCCGGCGGCACCCCACCCAACUGGAGAACGUCCACCUUCUGUGCGGUCCAGUGCCCUUACAACAUGGUCCAUUCCGAGAGUGGUUCCCCCUGUGUGGACACUUGCACAUACACUGAUACCAGCUCUCUGUGCCAGGAGCACAAGAUGGAUGGCUGCUUCUGCCCUGAAGGAACCGUAUUUGAUGAUAUCUCUCUACGGGGCUGCAUUCCUCAGACGGAGUGCCAGUGUAAGCAUGACAGAGUCUACGACACUGGAGAGAUUUUUCAAAACGCAGAGGAACAAUGUGUAUGCUAUCAGGGCAAAUGGGAGUGUAACAGUUUGCCCAGCUCAGGGUUCUGUGCCCUGGAGGAGGGGUCACAUUUCACAACGUAUGAUGGAAAAGAGUUCACUUUCCAUGGAGAGUGUAACUAUGUCAUCUCCAAGGACUGUGCAGGAUCAAAGUUUUCCAUUCUGGGGCAGUUGAUUCCCUGUAGCACUAUAGAAACAGACACCUGUCUGAAGUCCAUCAUGUUGAUUCUGAACAAAGAUAAGACAAAUGUUUUAAGCAUUAAAGCUGACGGGAGAGUGCGACACAACGCGGAUGUCCAGCUGCCGUAUAGCACGGCGAACCUGACGGUGUUCAGGCCUUCUACCUUUUACAUCAUGGUGCAGACCAACUUUGGGUUGCACAUUAAAGUUCAGCUUGUGCCUUUAAUGCAGCUCUACAUCACCCUGGAUCACAGCUAUCAGAACAGGACAUGCGGUCUGUGUGGCAACUUUAACAAUGUUCUGAAGGAUGAACUGAAGAGUCCUCAGGGUCUGGUGGAAGGGACAGCUGCAUCCUUUGCGAACUCGUGGAAGACCCAGACCACCUGCCCAGACAGGACCGAGCGGCUGGAUGACCCCUGCUCCUACAGCGUGGUUAACGAGAACUACGCUGAACACUGGUGUUCCAACCUGAAGAGUAAAGAAAGUCCUUUUUCAAAAUGCCACUCCACCGUCAGCCCAGAUAACUAUUACAAGAGGUGUAAAUACGCCAGCUGUAACUGUGACAGGAGUGAAGACUGUCUCUGUGCCGUUUUCUCCUCUUACGUCAGAGCUUGUGCAUCUAAAGGCAUCUUCCUCCAAGGCUGGAGAAGCCUGGUUUGCGAGAAGUACACCGAGCAGUGUCCAGUCUCUCAGGUCUUCUCUUACAAGCUACAGCAAUGCCAGAGCACGUGCCAGUCCCUCAGCUCCGAACGUCAGGUCUGCAGUACAGACUUUGUGCCCGUGGAUGGCUGCUCGUGCCCUGAGGGCCAGUACCAGGACGAACAUGGCAUGUGUGUGCCAGUGGAACAAUGCUCCUGUUACCACGACGGGGAAUACAUCAAACCUGGCAAAUCCAUUUACAUCAAAGACCAGCACUGCGUGUGUUCUAAUGGGAAACUCAGCUGUCAAUCACGGUUUACCCGUAUUCCCUUAGCCUGUCCUGAUCCCAAAGUCUACUUUAACUGCAGCACUGCGAACCCUGAUGAGUAUGGAGUAGCCUGUGCCAGGAGUUGUCUGUCUCUGGAGCAGGAUUGUGUUGCCAUGGAGUGUGAGUCUGGAUGUAUGUGCCCAUCCGGUCUGUUGGAUGACGGCCGUGGCAACUGUGUUAAAGAUUAUGAAUGCCCGUGCCAACACAACGGGCAUUUCUAUGCUGCAGGCUCUCGCAUAUCCAUCAAAUGCAACACAUGCAAUUGUAAAAUGGGAAAGUGGGAGUGUACAGGGAACGUCUGUCCAGGGACCUGCACCAUCUAUGGCAGUGGACAUUACAACACUUUCGAUGAUCAGAGAUUUGGCUUCAGUGGGAGUUGUAACUAUGUGGCGGCCCAGGACACGUGUGGAAACAAGACAGGUUCUUUCCGGGUGAUUACUGAGAACGUACCAUGUGGAAUGACAGGAGCAACAUGUUCCAAAUACGUCAGGAUUAUUUUAGGGAGAACGGAGCUUCGUUUGGCAGAUGGACGAGUGGAACAAGAGAAUCUUGAGCAAGGUGCUCUCAUCCCAUACAGAGUGCGGACUGUGGGACUGUACAUGAGCAUCGAGGCUGACAUUGGUCUGACUGUUCUGUGGGACCGCAAAACCGCUGUUCACAUCAUCCUCCAGCCACAGUACAUGGGUGAGGUCUGCGGACUAUGCGGCAAUUUCAAUGGGAACGGCAAAGAUGACUUUACCACUCCAGCCCAUCUGCUGGUCACCGACGUCCUGGAGUUUGCCAACAGCUGGAAAGACAGCAGUGGCUGUCCCAACAUGAGGAUGGUGGUUGAUCCAUGUAGUCAGAACCCAAAUCGCCUGACCUGGGCUAAGAUGCAAUGCAGUAUCAUCACAGGAAAGACUUUCCAGGACUGUCACAGUAUGGUUGACCCAGCGCCUUACUAUGACAACUGUGUGACAGAUUCAUGUGCUUGUGAUAGUGGUGGAGACUGUGAGUGUUUCUGUACAGCUGUGGCAGCCUAUGCCCAAGCUUGUAAUGAUGCUGGUGUGUGCGUUGCCUGGAGAACCCCUGAAAUCUGCCCGGUCUAUUGUGAUUACUAUAAUGAACAGUUUGAAUGCAUCUGGCACUACAGUCCAUGUCAUACACCCUGCUACAAAACAUGCUAUUAUCCUGAGGGUGUUUGCACAAGCCCUAUUCCCAACCUGGAAGUAUGUCCGGAGGACAAACCUAUAUUUGAUGAGAGGAACAACAUUUGUGUGGAAAAGUGCGAAGGAUGCUACCAUAAUGGCACCUGGUAUGAGCCCGGAGAUGAAAUUCCGACCGACGAGUUGUGCCAAAAAUGGUGGAAUAUCAACACCAUCGGAAAUCAGUUCAACACAAUAUUUCACGACGACACUUGGAACUGCUUCUUCCACUUUCUCAAUAGUAACAGCAAGUACACCUUCAACAACCCGGUUUACAAGUCAGCCACAGAUAAUUGUUUCAAGUACAGCAGCAACUCCAUCAAUAUCAACAAUUUCUACAAGAACAACGACACCAGUGACUGA